Messenger RNA from [Candida] anglica, 878 nucleotides. NCBI's taxonomy places the organism in Eukaryota, Fungi, Ascomycota, Pichiomycetes, Serinales, Debaryomycetaceae. The record is from the annotation of a GenBank genome assembly.
CACGGGAAUCUCUCAUGUUAGAUUAUCGAUAUAGUUAUUUCUCUUUCUUUCAUAAAUAAAAAAAUAUAUAUAUAUAAUAAAAAUGCAAUUAUCUAACGUUGUUUCUGCUGCCGCCUUAGCUGGUGUUGCUUCUGCUGCUGCCAAUGCUCAAGAAGUUGCUUUCUUCACUGCCUUGGUUGGUGACUACCAAGCCAACAAGUUGCAAUACAUCCAAUACAUUGCCACUGCUAACGAUGUUCCAGGUGCUGUUUCUUCUCUUGCCAUGCAAGUUAGAACCUACUCUGCUGAUGACACCUCUUACACCACCUUGUUGAACGACGGUAACAUUGACAUUCCAGCCUUGGAAUCCUUUGCCACCAACGUUCCAUGGUACUCUAGAAUCGUUUCUGACGCUGGUGCCACUCUUGGUGGUGCUUCUGCCACCGGUUCUGGUUCUGGUUCUGGUUCCGCUGCUGCUACUGCUUCUGCUUCCGGUUCCGGUUCUGCUGCUGCUUCCGCCACCUCUGCUGUUGCUUCUGCCACUUCUAAGGGUGCUUCUUCUGCUGCCUCUGCCACUGGUUCUGCUGGUUCCGCUCUUUCUUCUGCUGCUGGUUCCAUCACUUCUGGUGCCAAGUCUGCCACCUCUUCCGGUGCCAAGGCUUCCUCCGCCGCUUCCUCCCAUGGUUCUUCUUCUGCUGCCGCUUCCUCUUCCUCUUCCUCCAAGGGUGCUGCUGCUGUUAAGUACGGUUCCGUCGGUGCUGUUUUGGCCGGUGCUGCCAUUGCCUUGUUGUAAGCAUGCUAACUAAUACACGAGAACAAUUUGGUCUAGAUGACCUUUGCCUACGCUGAUUACGACCCAUGUUUCAAUUCAUAAAAAUUACAUAUAUAGUUCAUAAUUA